GGCCUGAACAGAUUAUGAGUUCCUUCGAUCUGCAGACACAGUCACCCCCUCGCUGUAGCCCCCAGUUCCCCAGCAUUGGUCAAGAGCCUCCAGAGAUGAACAUCUUCUGCGAGAACUUCUUCCACCAGCAGAAUGCGCAGAGACCACCUAACUAUGACAUUGAGGACUACAGCUCAAGUGCCAACCCCUACCUCUGGUUAAACGGACCAUCCAUGAACUCCUCAUCAUACCUGUCGGGAGCGAACACCAGCCCUUUCAUCCCCCAGUCUUACGGGAUGCCAAGACAGUUCCUACCCAACAACACUGGUUUGGGAGGAUCAGACCUUGGGUGGCUAUCCAUCCCCAACCAGGAAGAGCUUCUGAAGCUGGUGAGACCACCUUACUCCUACUCAGCUCUGAUCGCAAUGGCAAUCCAUGGGGCACCAGAUAAGAGACUGACCCUGAGUCAAAUCUAUCAGUACGUGGCUGACAACUUCCCUUUCUAUAACAAGAGUAAAGCCGGGUGGCAGAAUUCCAUCAGACACAACCUGUCCCUCAAUGACUGUUUCAAAAAAGUCCCCAGAGAUGAGGAUGAUCCAGGUAAAGGAAAUUACUGGACAUUGGACCCUAACUGUGAAAAAAUGUUUGACAAUGGAAACUUUCGGCGCAAGAGAAAAAGGAAGUCAGAUCCCAAUUCCAGUGCAGGCAAUAUUGGCACUGAAAAGUCCGAUGACAGCAGCCAAAAGCCACCCCAAAGCCCAGGGCUCAUGGACAACUCCUCCACUAAGACAGGAACCUCUCCUGAAAAGAAAUCUCCGACUCCGAUCUCCACUCCCUGCCUCAGCAACUUCAUAUCCAGUAUGUCCACCUAUAACAAUCCUAUAGGCGGGAGGCAGGCUUCUCUUGGAUUGGUUAAUGAUGCUUCCCAGAACAUGAUGGGGUUCAGCUCGUACUCACCUUCCAGUAACAUCCUGAGCCAAUCUGGGUCAGAGUGGUCUGACCCAGGGCCGUCAAAUCGUUAUGGCUAUUCUUCAGUGCUGAACCAGUUCAACAACCACUUCUACAACAGCAUCAAUGCAAACAGUUUGCUGUUCUCCAGAGAAGGGACAGAGGCAUGAAAGGGAGACUUGCUGAAUGAAGGAUCAACUGUAAAAUAAUAAAUCAUUACAGCAAAAAUAUUCAUUUGAUGCUAUGUAGCUUAUUUAUGAUAGAACAUUUCAAGGGCAUUGUGUUCAGGUGUUUUGGGGAUAAAAGAAGAGCAGUUGAAUUAAACCAAGAGUCUCUAAGCCUGGGCACACGGAUAUGAACCAUGGCAUCACAGAACCCGGUGUAGAGUUUGAAUCAGGCUCUCACUAAUUUACCUGAGUCCCAAAUUGUUGAUGUUGACAGUUCUUGUUGUCUUGAUUGACUGCCCCUUACCAACCUUGCCCCUCAUAGUGCCCACAACAUUUGAACAGGUCGGACUAGUAAGAAAGAAACAGCAGCUCAAAUAGGCACAAGUUUCCUGGCUUUGGAGAGGUAAAUUGCCCAGGGACAGACAGCAUCUUAUAGCCCUUGGGGCAGAGUUUGGAAACCAUGUCAAUUUUGCUUUCUCUGCCAUUUCUGAUGAGGCUGCAUUCAAUACGUGUCAAUAAAUAGGGGUGGCCAUACAGGGUGGGAUCCAAUGUAGAAAACUGCACCUACAGGGAUAUUCCAAUUGAGCCUCUUCAUUCCUGAACUAGGAAAGGAUAAAACAUAUUUUUUGGUUUCUGAUUGCAAUCUGGAAACCACAUCUGUGUGGGCUUUGUUAAAAGACUGAGAACAGGCUUCACUGUGAUGACCUUCAUGGUUGAUUAACUUGCCAAUAUUCACUCCCCAAGUUUACAAAAAUGAAAAGGGUGGCAGGCACUUGUAAUAACACAAUACGGGUGAUCAGGGCAGGAGAGAGGAUAACUGCUAAAGAUCCAACAAUAUAAGUAAAUACGCAUUUCAAUUCUGACGUUGUUAAUCUCAGCACAUUUAAAUAAUGUGCUGAUUGUAGACAGUGUAACGCUCCAGUGAGUGUUUUAAGCUUUCUGUAAUGUGUUAAGUUUGUGUGAUUGUUAAAUGGCAUUCAGUUGUUGUAAAUUUCUA
Pristis pectinata (smalltooth sawfish) is the source of this 2091-nucleotide messenger RNA. Its product is annotated as forkhead box protein I1-ema-like. NCBI's taxonomy places the organism in Eukaryota, Metazoa, Chordata, Chondrichthyes, Rhinopristiformes, Pristidae. Bases 15 to 1097 code for a protein of 360 amino acids. The transcript is spliced from 2 exons. Gene Ontology annotation, molecular function: RNA polymerase II cis-regulatory region sequence-specific DNA binding; DNA-binding transcription factor activity, RNA polymerase II-specific. Gene Ontology annotation, biological process: cell differentiation; anatomical structure morphogenesis; regulation of transcription by RNA polymerase II. The record is from RefSeq and is a predicted model, not a curated record.